UGUCAUCAGCGUUAGUUUCUGGGUCAUGAGAGAAAGGAGAAAAUGGAGGAGAGGAACAGGGUUUUUUUUUUUUUGCUUGGAAGACACACACUGCAUAAAAUAAUGAUGACGUCUUUCCAGAAAAUGUCUCAGAUUUCUUGGUUGUCCUGCAGAAUCUGUUGAUGUGCAUGGUGUGCUUCUACUCUCUCUACUACAUCGCGGUCAGUCUGUGCAUCGGACUGCUCAGGGUUCAUGAGAUCAACAGCUUGUUGACUCCAUUUGACUACACAACACAACCAUCAUGGCAGAACCCCAAAUACCUCGUCGGUGUAAUCUCCACAGAAGUGACCUAUGUUCUGGGAGGGCUGGUGUUCGCCUGGAUCGUGGAGGAGUGGGUCUGGGAUUAUGCCAUAACUGUCACACUGCUGCAUGUCGCCAUGACUGUAGCAGUGAUGUCAGACUUCCCUUCAGCUGAGCACUGGUGGAUCGCUCUGGGUUCAGGCCUGGUGAUGAUGAUAUUUGGAGGACAGCUCAUGGCCUAUAAACUCUUCAGAAGCAACUUUGUCUAUCCAGCUGAACUGCAGAACUUCUAAUGAACACAACGAGGAAAGCUUUUACUUGGCUGACUGGUUAAUCUUAGAUCCAGAUAUAUCCCAGUGGGUUCACUUUUCAAAGACUGUACUGCUAGGUUCAUGUUAACAUCGAUUUGAGUAACUGCAUGUCUAUCCAGGGUAAACAUAUAAUGUAUAAAGCAACCACAAGGAACACUUUCUCUAGAUAACUUUGAUUUUAACUAACAGUCACAUCCCUCCUUGUACAAAUGGCCCAACUUUGUCUAUUUUCUAAAGCAUAUUGUGUACAGUUUAAAUAUUGUUUUGUAUUGUUUCUUUACAAACUUCAUACUAUGAGCUAAAGUUAAUAUGAGACAUGGUAUCUGUAGCAUUCUGUGAGACUAAAGUUGUAACUUCAAAUUCAAAACAAAUCUACUAAUAGAUAUUUUUCCGAUGGUGAGUUAAGUCUCCAAAUCUUCUGACGUAAUCAUAGUUAUAGUCAUGUGUCAUUUGUAUAAUGUCGUAGUCUAAUAAAGACAAUUACUACCUGUAUUUAAAAAAUAUAUUUACAUUAAAUACUUGAAGCAA
Molecule: messenger RNA, 1118 nt
Organism: Centropristis striata (black sea bass)
Lineage: Eukaryota; Metazoa; Chordata; Actinopteri; Perciformes; Serranidae
Gene: tmem244
Product: transmembrane protein 244
Exons: 6
Coding region: 162-572 (136 amino acids)
Source: RefSeq, a predicted model, not a curated record